GUAAAACUGUAAAUAGAUCGAUCGAUCACAUGUUAAACCCGAGACUGAGAUCGAUCCUACAUCCGGAGUACAUGCAAACAAACAAUCACAAUUUAAAAGGGCACUCUCUUUUGCAGCUGUGUACAUGAAUCACCUUCCCCACACACUCAACCCCUUUUUUGCUAGUUGGAUUCUCACUAGUACGGUUACCACCACUUGUUGUUCUCGCAGAUCCCUCUUUGCUGCCUCUUCCUUUCAACCUUUUCCCCGAAAAUGCUAAGCACUUGGAGCUGUUCUUCUGUUAUUGCGCUGAUUGGAUGAAAUAGAAAAAAAGUGGACAACUUUACAUUCAUUAAAUGGAAUCUGGGAGUCUUAUUGAAACCCUUGAGGAUGGUUGUGUAGAGGGGGAGAGUCAAAGAUGUGAUGAUAAAACCCUAGAAAAAAUUUCUGCUUUGUCUCCCUUGAGUUUCAAGGGAACAGAAAAAGAAAAUAUGAUUAACUUUUUGGAUGGCAACAGAGAAGAGUCUGUUAGGGCAGAUGAACCUGAAGAAAUUCCCGAAGAAGGAAUCUCGCUGGUUGUAGAAGUUUUUGGCCCAUUAAAUGGAACCCGUCAAAACAACCAAGAACACAAGUUCAGUGUGGGUGAUUUGGUAUGGGUCAAAACUAAGCCCUCAUUAUGGUGGCCUGGGAUCAUAUCCCACUCUUGUGAUCAAACAGGCUCCUUUCUCGUCAAGCAUUUUGGGAACAUCAUUUCAUCCCGUUUUCCCUCAUCACAUUUGAAGCCCUUCAUUGACUGUUUUGCCCCAAUGUCCCAACAAACCAAAUCCAGAAGCUUUCUAGGAGCCGUAGAGAAGGCAGUAGUCGAGAUAGGGCACCGUGUAAAACAGGAGAUGUUGUGUCCAUGUUUUCCUCCACCCAAAGACGGAACCAAGAGGGGCAAAUUCGGUAUUUUCUCAGCUUCCGAAUUCGAUCCCACAGAGUUUUUAGAAGCCAUAAGAAACCAAGCUGUGGAUACUUGUCCUCCGGGCGGCAUUGAGUUUGCAGUUAUGAAAAACUGUCUAUCCGCCUUUUACUAUUCUCUCGGGCACAAGCAUCUGUCUUUGCACAAACUCAGGCCAAGAAAUGAGGGCAGUGAUUGUAAUAGUGAUGCAAAGGAAGAAGAAGGAGAACUGAACGUCGGGGAGGGCUCUAAAGUGAAAAAUGAAAAAAACUCUUUUGACUUGAGAGAGAGGAAGAAGAGCAAAUACCUUUCCUACCCUUACAUUAACCGUUGGGACAAAAGGGGCUCAACUUCAACUAAUCAAGAAGAGGAAACCAAACCGGAAGAUCUGGAAGUGGAGACAGAGAAACUGGGCGAGCAGUCUGCCAGGAACCUCAGUACAGGCAGAAACCCAAGGAGGAGAUGUAGAAGCUUCAAGAGUAUAUAUAGUAAACUGGAGAGUGUGGAUCAUACAUCUUUGCCCGGAAUGCUAAAAAAACUCCACUUUACGGCUCUGGACUGUCUGUAUCCUCUCAGAAGUAAACGUUCUGCUUCGGCUAUGAAUUUCUUUUAUAAUUUCAGAAAACACUUGUUUUUUAACCUGCAGCAGAAGCAGCGCUUAGACGGUGAAAAGUUUUCAUCCGUUGCGAAUCAGACCGGUUCAGAAAGCGGGAAGCAGAAUAAAACAUUUGAAGGGGUGAAAGUUCAAAAGAAGAGAAAGAAGAUGGUAGGAGGAAUAGUUCCAGAGAUUAGAAUGAUUGAUAGGUCGCCAGAUUUGAAUGGCAACACUGUGAGACUAUCGGUUGAGAAUAUGGAGGUCAUCGGUCCAGACACAUCAAAGGGUAAACUCGAGCUGAAGAGGGCCAAAAACAAGGACACAGUUGUUUUUGAGGUACCACCCCACGCGGUGCCAACCAUGGUGGGCCCAAACGCUGUUCAGAAUGAUGGCCUGCCAAUCACAGGCCCAUCACCUGCUGUGAAACCUGAGCCCAAGAAGAGAAUGAGAAAGGAAAAAGAGCCAGACUUUCAAAACAUCCAAGCGGCGGCUUUACUUGAUUUGAACGGGAACUCUACCGGUCUACCCGCACAAAAGAAGAGGCGGAGGAGCAUCAACUCCAACACGACUAGUGAGUUCCCCGGGAGCGCACUGCUGUUGAACUUUGCUCCGGGACACCCUUUGCCUUCUAAAGAAUCUCUCAUUGCAACAUUUAUCAAGUUUGGUCAAGUUGUGGAGACCGAGACACAAUUCUUGAGUGAUUCCUGUGCCCGAAUCGUCUUUAUGCAGAGUUGUGAUGCAGAAGGAGCAUAUAAGAGUUUAGAAAUGGGGAGCCUGUUGGGAUCCAUCAUUGCUAGUUUUGUUCUGGUUCCUCCUAAUAGUAGAGGAAAGAGUGCCAAAACCCCCAGGCCCAAAAAGAGUGCCGCCGGGGGGGCCAAACUUGUCUUGAACUUUGCUCCUGGGCAUCCUACUCCUUCAAAAGAUUCCCUGAAAGAAACGUUCAGCAAGUGGGGGCCCGUCGUGGAGCCUGAAACCCACUUCAUAAGUGAAUCCCGUGCCCAGGUUGUCUUUGAAGGAAGCGGAUAUGCAGAAGUAGCAUGUCUGGGUUUACAAAAGAGCAACCCGUUCGGGCCUUCCCUUGCUAGUUACUGCCUUACUCCUAACCCCCCCCGCCGCCAGCGCAAGGGGGCAGCACCUGAUCUCGGCCCUUCCACUGCUGGGGGGAGCACACUCCUCUUGAGCUUUUUUCCUGGCCAUCCUCUCCCUACGAAACAAUCUCUGGUUUCUUCAUUUGCGAAGUUCGGUCCGGUUUUGGAGCCGGUGACUAAGUUCACCAGCGAAUCUACUGCCCGGGUGGUCUUUUUACGGGGUGGUGGUGCAGAAGCGGCCUGUAAGGGUUUAGAGAAAAGCAACCCGUUUGGGCCCGCCCUUGCCACCUUCCGGGAGCAGAGUAGACCUGUUGCAGUGGCGGGGAUUAAUAAUAGUGCAGCAGUGGUCAGUAAUAGCAGGACCCAAACAAACACUGUCCUCCGGCCCAUGGGCAGUCUGAAUCUCCAGGGACCACUGCCUUCUUCUGGCCGAAAAGCUGAGGGGCCAGAUAUCAUUUACAUGAAAAAGAAUCUGGAGAUGAUGAGAGACGUGUUGGAUAGGGAAGGUGACAGUAUAGAGCCAGAAAUGAAGGCAAAGCUAGAAAGUGAUAUCAAGGCCUUCCUCAACAAGUUGAAUUCAAUGGUUGGUGCUUCUUCUUCUUCCUCUUAGUACCCCUGUCAGUAUAUGUUUGGCUGCUUUGUGGCUCAAGGGAAGCAUGAGAAGAAGAAUUUGAAAUUGUUGAUAAGAAAAGUAAUCGUGUUUUGGUCUUUUUCAUUUCUGUUCCAUUUUUUUUGGUGUCGUUGUUUGUGAGGAACAUUAGUUGUCCUUUUGUCUUUAGUCAUAAAGCCGCUUUACCUUUCUCAGAAAUGUUGACAAUAAAUGUAUUGGUAUAGGUUUUGCAUUUCCUGCAUACAACAUUUGAGGUGUGAUGUUUGCUUGAAUUGUGGGAUCUUAUGUUGUAACCCCAAAUGUAAUAGUAGAGAGACAUCGUUUUUUGUGUGCUCAGCGCAGCCUGAUGAUUCCUUGCUCGUUUUGUUUAUCUUGUCUGUCGGUUUUUCUACCAAACGAUUUUUUAUGCCUC
Messenger RNA from Cuscuta epithymum, 3624 nucleotides. NCBI's taxonomy places the organism in Eukaryota, Viridiplantae, Streptophyta, Magnoliopsida, Solanales, Convolvulaceae. The record is from the annotation of a GenBank genome assembly.